AGUUGUUGUUGAAAUUUCGACUGUGGUUGAAACAGCAAAGUCAUCUUUCUCAAGAUAUCUCUGAUCAACGAUUAAAAUUUUUUAUUUAUGCUGUAAAAUUUAAUUUCGAACAAGCCAAAAAAAAUUUGGAUACGCUUUACACUCUUCGUAAUCUGGUUCCGGAAUUUUACGAAAAUUUCGAUCCGUUUAGUGAUGAUAUAAAUCUUCUUCACACAUACUUACAGAAUGUAUGUUUGCCAAAGUUAACCCCAGAAGGAUACAGAUUAUAUAUCUGUCGUCUAAUAAAUAAUGACGCCUCUUUAUAUAAUGCUUGGGCGGUUCUAAAAUAUUUUACGAUGAUAUUUGAGACAGGAAUGGAAGAAGAUAUAGUCCCUGACAUCGCUGUAAUUUGGGAUUGUACUGGAGCAAAUAUCAAUCAUGUAUUAAAGUAUUCACCACCUCUGUUAAAGAAAUUUGAUUCUUGUAUGACGGCAUACAGUUUAAGAGUAAAAGCGCUUUACGUAAUCCAUGCUCCACAAUAUGUAGACAUAUUUAUGAAAGCAGCGAAAUCAAUAUUUAAAGCAAAAUUGUUCAACAGAAUCCACGUUUGCAAAUCAGGAAUAGAAUCAUUAUAUGAAACAAUACCAAAAGCAAUUUUACCAGCGGAUUAUGGCGGUGAAGAACCAUCAAUGGACAUAUUAACACAUAUGUGGCGAGCAAAACUAGCCCAACGAAGAGACUGUCUUAUAAAAGAAGGAAGACGAAAAACCCAGGAAUCUCUUCGAAUAAAUUCUAUAAUAAAUCCUGACGAAUUGUUUGGAGUUCCGGGAACGUUUAGAAAAUUAGAAUUUGAUUAAUUUGCAAAUAUUUUUUU
Messenger RNA from Linepithema humile (Argentine ant), 853 nucleotides. The record is from RefSeq and is a predicted model, not a curated record. Lineage: Eukaryota; Metazoa; Arthropoda; Insecta; Hymenoptera; Formicidae.